AACACGACCCACUCUUCUCCUCUCAAUCUUCAUCCUCAAUUUUUAUUUAAACAAAAAAAAAAAACUCAUUCUUGUUCAUUAUUUUGCUGAAAUCAAAAGAAUCGUAUAUUUGAUUGUUCAAAUUCAGUUAAUGGAAGCUAGAAGGCUCGCGAUCCUCUGUUCCCAUCUCAACCCAGCUGCUCCGUACCCGACCCGGGACUCGAUUCUCAGGGCUUCCGAUUGUAGCUCCGGUUCGGCCGCGGAAGAGAAGGUGGAAUCAUCCAAUCUCCAAAACGACUGCGUUUUCUGCAAGAUUAUCCGUGGCGAGUCCCCAUGUCUAAAGUUGUACGAGGAUGAUAUGUGCUUGUGUAUUUUGGAUACGUCUCCACUUAGCCUCGGGCACUCUCUUAUCAUUCCAAAGUUACAUUAUCCAACCUUAGAGGAAACUCCUCCCUCAGUAGUUUCUGCCAUGUGUUCCAAAGUGCCUCUUAUCAGUAAUGCCAUCCUGAAAUCUACCGGCAGUGAUUCGUUUAACUUAGUGGUUAACAAUGGCGCUGCAGCUGGACAAGUAAUAUUUCACACACACAUUCACAUAAUCCCGCGUAAGGAACGCGACUGCUUAUGGACUUCCGAGAGCUUGCGGAGAUACACACUGAAACUGGACAAGGAAGCAUCUCAACUGGCGUCACGUGUUCGACAACAGUUGUGCAGUCUUCCUGAAGAACAGCUUGUUCAGCCUUCUUAAGUCCCUUUUUCAAGAGACUCAUUCAAGUUGUAAACUUUAGAUACACAUUGCGAGACUGUUGUCAAAAAAAAAAAAGAUACAGUGUGUGAAACCCAAAAGUCUUUUUCUGUAUAGUUCAUAUCUAGUCUCAUUUCCAUUUAUAUAUAUAUAUAUUCUU
This is a messenger RNA of Eutrema salsugineum, 881 nucleotides long. Its product is annotated as adenylylsulfatase HINT3. Gene Ontology annotation, biological process: purine ribonucleotide metabolic process; sulfur compound metabolic process. The record is from RefSeq and is a predicted model, not a curated record. The transcript has 7 exons. Gene Ontology annotation, molecular function: adenylylsulfatase activity. Lineage: Eukaryota; Viridiplantae; Streptophyta; Magnoliopsida; Brassicales; Brassicaceae. Bases 131 to 724 code for a protein of 197 amino acids.